CUACGGAUCACUUCUCUUAAUCGACCGCCCCGAAAUCCCGAACCCUGAUUUCGGCUGUGCCCGUGUGAGUACCGAACCCAUUUCCCCCGACUCGGUCGUCAACACGUGGGAGCUCAUGGAAGGCCUGGAGGACAACGAAAAUUCCGGUUCCAAUUCUGCCCUUGAGUUUGUUGAGCACUCACCCAAGGGCGGCACGGAGGACAGGAUUGUUGUGUACUAUACAAGCCUGAGAGGGAUUAGGAAGACGUACGAAGAUUGCUGCGACGUGCGAAUGAUCUUUAGGGGAUUUCGGGUGUGCGUGGACGAAAGGGAUAUAUCUAUGGACUCGUCCUACAGGGAAGAGUUGCAGGGUGUGUUGGGUAGGGUGAGCUUGCCGCAGGUGUUCAUAAGGGGAAGGCACAUUGGGGGCGCGGACGAGAUUAAGGGACUAAAUGAAGCCGGGGAGUUGGAACACCUUCUCAAGGGGUUUCCUGUGAAGCAAGAGGGGACUUUGUGGUGCAGAAGCUGCGGGGACACGAGAUUUUUGCCGUGCCCGAGCUGCAGGGGGAGCAGGAAAGUGUUCGCGGAGGAGGAAAUGAGGCUGAGGAGGUGCCAAGAUUGGGGCUUCAUGCCAUUUGCCUAUCCUGGCAUGACGCCGCCAAUCAUGCCACCUCCGGUGUCGACCCCAUCGACAUUUGUCCCUAGGAUGGUCCCUAUACGCCUCGUGAAUCUUGCGGGGACCAUGAAUGAAGCAGCACCCUCAAAUGUCCAUGAGGUCGAUGAGGCGGAGCAAGAGGCGGCCCGCAGGAGGAAGGGUAAAGCUAUAGCCAAACCCAGCAAGACCCGAGAUUCGGCGUUCAAACGCCUAGGGGACAAAGAGGAUGGGCCCCGCAAGUCUGCCAAGCUACGUCUUGGUCCUGAGAUGGGCCGGACUAGCGCAAUGGAAAGACUUGGUGGGAAUCAUCCCGCCCAAUCUCGUCGUUCUAGGGAAUCUGAGACGAUUCACCUAGACGAGGAUGAAGCUGAAAGCCAGCCUAGGGCAUUGGCAUAUACCAGGCUAUCAUACGAUGAGGAUGACCUGGACAAGAUAGGGAGCGUAGCGAGAAAGCUACGUGCCCUGGAGGAAAAAGUGGAAGAGAAGGCGGGAGCGAAGAAGCACACCCUGGCCAAAUCUCCCUUUUCAGCCAGGGUACAUGCACAAAAACUGAGGAGGAAGGUCAAGCUGGACGUGGAGAAGUUCACAGGAAAGGAGGAUCCAAACGUCCACCUUGACACCUUCCACAAUGCAGCACAGAUGGCCGGGUGCACUGAUGCUGAGGAGUGCUUGCUCUUCUUCUCAUCCUUGAGAAGGAGGCCUGUGGAAUGGUUUAACGGCCUUCCCCAUGGCAGGAUUGGGUCCUUUGAGAAAUUUGCCGAAGUUGUCCGCAAGAAGUACCAGGAUAACUGCAUCAAGAGGAAGAAGUUCACCUACCUUAACACGGUAGGGCAGAGGGAGAAGGAGUCCUUGACUCAAUUCUUAACCCGCUGGAGGGACGAGGUUGACAAUGUAGAAGAGAUGGAUGAUAAGACGGCCAUGUCUUUACUGAUGAAUGCCUUCCGGUUGGGUGACCUCUACACUGAAUUAUGUAGAAGGCCACCCUCUUCUUAUCAGGAAGCCUAUAACACGGCAUGGGAAUACGCCAAGGCGAAGGUCCUGAACAAGAGCAAGCGGGAGAUAGAGGAAGGCCAUACAAAGGUGAAAUCUGACAAGCCGAAGAAGGAUGACCAGACGGGAGGGUCCAAGCCAAAGGCCACAUAUGACGGGUCCAUCCACCAAAUAAGGGAUGAGAAGAAAGGAGAACAACACAAGCAGCCUUGGACAGAGAAGUGGUGCACCUACCACCAAUCCGACUCUCACAACAUGACAGAUUGCCGGAAUGUGAGGGUCGUGCUCAGGGAGAUGACCUUGAGAAGAGAAUUAGCCAGGGUACAUGCACAAAAACUGAGGAGGAAGGUCAAGCUGGACGUGGAGAAGUUCACAGGAAAGGAGGAUCCGAACGUCCACCUUGACACCUUCCACAAUGCAGCACAGAUGGCCGGGUGCACUGAUGCUGAGGAGUGCUUGCUCUUCUUCUCAUCCUUGAGAGGGAGGCCUGUGGAAUGGUUUAACGGCCUUCCCCAUGGCAGGAUUGGGUCCUUUGAGAAAUUUGCCAAAGUUUUCCGCAAGAAGUACCAGGAUAACUGCAUCAAGAGGAAGAAGUUCACCUACCUUAACACGGAAGCCUAUAACACGGCAUGGGAAUACGCCGAGGCGGAGGUCCUGAACAAGAGCAAGCGGGAGCUAGAGGAAGGUCAUACAAAGGUGAAAUCUGACAAGCCGAAUAAGGAUGACCAGACGGGAGGGUCCAAGCCAAAGGCCACAUAUGACGGGUCCAUCCAUCAAAUAAGGGAUGAGAAGAAAGGAGAACAACACAAGCGGCCUUGGAUAGAGAAGUGGUGCACCUACCACCAAUCCGACUCUCACAACACGACAGAUUGCCGGAAUGUGAGGGUCGUGCUCAGGGAGAUUACCUUGAGAGGGGAAUUGGGUGAAAUAUUCGUUACGGGGCUUGAGGAAGACCCAUAGGCGAGUACUUGAAUCCACCCACAUUAAUAUGAUCAAGGAAAGAAGAGAGGGUGGAUAAGAUGUGGUCAAGAUUACUAAGCUUGCUGUAGACGGAUCAGUCUUGAUGUCUAGGACUUGGACCGUUGCAUGGCUGGUAGCAAAAACAAAAAAAAAACCCCUUGAGAUAUGGGCCUUGAUGUUGAGGUA
Molecule: messenger RNA, 2770 nt
Organism: Cuscuta campestris
Lineage: Eukaryota; Viridiplantae; Streptophyta; Magnoliopsida; Solanales; Convolvulaceae
Source: the annotation of a GenBank genome assembly